This is a messenger RNA of Ordospora colligata OC4, 561 nucleotides long. RefSeq lists its product as uncharacterized. Lineage: Eukaryota; Fungi; Microsporidia; Ordosporidae. Bases 1 to 561 code for a protein of 186 amino acids. The transcript has a single exon. The record is from RefSeq and is a predicted model, not a curated record.
AUGGAGAUACGAGUAGGAGUGGUGAGGGGGGCUGUAUCGUCAUGUCACCUGAAGGAUGUAAAGUCAUCGGUGCUGUGCAUGAUUUUUCUUGAGCAGAAGAAUGAAGUUGAUGCGCAGGUGGAGGUGAAAUUUUCUGAAGGAGUACCUGAGCAUACACGUUUACCGAUCAGAUCUACUAUUGAGAGUCUAUUUUGUGUGAAGAGCAGAUCUACGCGAAUAAGAGUUGUUUUGCAUGUGAUACGAAGUGGAGAUGAUGUAUUCUGCAGUCUUAUUAACUCUUUUUCUGUAUGUGUGGCAUUUUCAGGACUUGGGGUGGUUGAUACUGUGUGUUCGAGCAUGCUGCGCGUGAAUGGAACUGAAGUUGAGGGAGAUAAUGGCACUUGGAUUCAUGUUGUGUAUAUGAUCCACAAGAAAAGGAUCAUGCAGGUGUAUUUUGAAGGCAUGGUAGAUGUAGAGAGGUUUGGUAAUGCAGCAGAGAAACUUGUUUCUGAGUGUGAUAAGAAAGGCGAGGAUCUAAAAGCGAAGAUAGAACAGAUUGUAGAGGGUAGUGUAGGAUCGUAA